AUGAAGGAUAUAAUCAGCGACGGGUUAAAAGUGAUUAGUAGUAUCGCCGCCCUCGCCGGUAGCGUCUUCAAUUCUGCUCUUCACUUAGUAAAUAGUCCUUCUCCCUCCUCUCCUGCUUCCGCCUCUCCAUCAACACUACCAGCAUCUUCAUACACCAAUCCCCAAAGGGCAGCAAUGCAUGUUCCAAACCCCCACGACUAUGAUACAGGCGGGGAUAUGGGCCGCAAUGAAACGCACCAUACACUCCAUUCCUCUGGUGCAACAGCCAUGAUGGGCGGACCUAAUAAAGUUUUGUUCUUUUUGACUUUGAUAGUAGGGUUAUGGAUGGUUUGUCAGAUGAUUACGCCUGUUCAUGCUGGUGUUAUUAAACGACAAGGUGAUGAGGAGGAACAGACGGGGACUAGUACUAGUACCGAGACAGUGACGGAGACCGAAGGACCCGGUGCGUUUACGUAUUAUCAGUUGAAUGGGGAUGGAACUACUGAGACUCCAGUGGUUCAGGAGGGUCCACCGGAGAGUAGUGGUGGUGCUCAUACUGGUGGGCGAGGGGAGCAUACGACUGUUUUUCCCAGCACUCAUGAUGGAACAGUACAUAACCAUGUCAGUGUUGUUACUGAACCCGAGACAACGGAGUUUAUUACGGAUAUAGUGAUUGAAACUGAUAUUGUUACUAUUACUAUAUCUGAUCUGGAGGCGACGGAUGGUGAGGGUGGAUUUCAGACCUCGGUUGUUACGCAUACGGGGACAUGGUAUCAUACACAUUUACCGAAUGAGGAGGCGCACACAGCAAGUUGGACGCACAAACAUACUGUUACUGGACCACCAGGGAGUGGAGAGACUAGUAGCCAUGGAGGGGGAGGAGAAGCGGAAGAUAAAGAUAAAGAUGGACAUUGGCCGGGAGAUCCAGAUGGAGAAUGGGAUAAAGACGGCGAUGGUCAUGGACCACCGGGAGGACCUGGGACAGGUGAUGGUACAAACCCCAAUGAUGACGAUGGAGACGGACAUUGGCAGGGUGAUCCGGAUUCAGAGUUUGAUAAAGAUGAAGAUGGUCAUGGGCCCCCCGGUGGUCCGGAGACUAAUCCGAAGGAUGAAGAUGGAGAUGGACACUAUCCUGGGGAUCCGGAUAUCAAGUGGGAUGAAGAUGGGGAUGGACAUGGACCGCCUGGUGGAGCGGGGACGGGGACGGGGACGAAUCCGAAAGAUGAUGAUGGGGAUGGACAUUGGCCUGGGGAUGGGGAUGGGAAGUGGGAUGAUGAUGGGGAUGGGCAUGGGCCACCUGGAGGGCCGGGAACUGGUGAUGGGAAUGAUGAUGAUGAUGAUGAUGAUGAUGAUGAUGAUGAUGAUGACGGUGACGAUGACGAUGAUGAUGAUGGAAAUGAUGAUGGAAAUGAUGAUGAUGAUGGACCAAGUUCACAUCACCCCCAUCCAACCUGCUCAUUCGAUCUUGAGAACCAUACAUCAGACAUCGACGAGCAAAUCCAUCAUUCCACCCACGUUCCAGGCGAAAACACCCUUACCUGGGCCCACGACAUAACCUUAACCUACGAAACCACCAAAACCCUCAUCUUCGGCGGCACCACUUACGAAGACGUAAUAACCUCCACCAUAACCGAAGAAGAGGAAAUAAUUGUCACAUCGAUCACAAAAACCCUAAUAGAGGACGGAGUAACCUACACGGAUGUGGAUGUCUUCACUACCACUAAAUUCGGGGAAAUAGAAGUUUCGACUAUUACAAGGGAAAUCGUCGAUGGUGGGACUACAUACGAAGAGAUUGCGACGGUAACUACUACGGAUUUCCAUUUUGAUCCGGUUACUACUAUUGAUGAGGAGGAGUGGUCGGAUCAUACGAAGACUCACUCGCAUAAUGGGGGUCCGACGGAGUAUUUACCGAAACAUACGCAUCAUCAUACGUUUACUAUUCCGACGACGUAUACAAGUACUAUUACUACCGAUACUUCGGUGAUUUAUACGGAGUGGGUGGGCGCUAUUACUAUUACUUUGUAG
This is a messenger RNA of Orbilia oligospora ATCC 24927, 2004 nucleotides long. RefSeq lists its product as uncharacterized. Bases 1 to 2004 code for a protein of 667 amino acids. The transcript has a single exon. The record is from RefSeq and is a predicted model, not a curated record. Lineage: Eukaryota; Fungi; Ascomycota; Orbiliomycetes; Orbiliales; Orbiliaceae.